Messenger RNA from Papaver somniferum (opium poppy), 705 nucleotides. RefSeq lists its product as uncharacterized. The record is from RefSeq and is a predicted model, not a curated record. The transcript has 2 exons. Bases 1 to 705 code for a protein of 234 amino acids. Lineage: Eukaryota; Viridiplantae; Streptophyta; Magnoliopsida; Ranunculales; Papaveraceae.
AUGUUAGCUUACGGAUAUGCGGCUGAUGCAAUAGACGAGUACUUACGCAUUGGAGAAACUGCUGUUUUGGAAGCUACUCGUAGGUUUUGUAUGACUAUUGUCCACUUGUAUGACAAAGAAUAUUUGCGUGAACUACCUGCUGGUGAUGUUGAACUGCUGCUUAAACAAAACAAAAGCAGGGGAUUUCCAGGGAUGCUGGGUAGUUUAGAUUGCAUGCAUUGGAAAUGGGAUAAAUGUCCCUCGGUAGAAUCAGGGGCUUACACAGCGUAUAAAGGGAGCGAAAGUAUUGUGUUGGAGGCUGUGGUGUCGUAUGACCUCUGGUUUUGGCAUGCAUUUUUUGGUAUGCCCGGCUCAAACAAUGAUAUUAAUGGGAUGAACCGUUCUUAUGUUCUUCGUAGUCUUGUCACAGGAAAAUCACCACCAGUGAACUUUGUGGUAAACGGACAUUCAUAUGAUAUGUCGUAUUAUCUAGGUGAUGGCAUAUACCCAGAUAUUGCUACUAUUAUUAUGUCCAUUAAACAUCCAGAGGGGAGAAACAAAAUAAAAUUUUCUGGGAUGCAAGAUGCGCAGGAACCCAUCACCAGUUGCUAUAUCAAGAGAAACAGUGAAGCACUUUCCCCAAUUAGAGCUGCGCAGCGUGUUCGUGCAAUGCGUAACAAACAAACGCAUACCAACUUGCGUGAUGACUUGAUCGAACACAUAUGA